Molecule: messenger RNA, 832 nt
Organism: Cotesia glomerata
Lineage: Eukaryota; Metazoa; Arthropoda; Insecta; Hymenoptera; Braconidae
Gene: Nrk1
Product: nicotinamide riboside kinase 1
Exons: 2
Coding region: 163-759 (198 amino acids)
Cellular component (GO): cytoplasm
Molecular function (GO): kinase activity; ATP binding
Source: RefSeq, a predicted model, not a curated record
AAGUAAACAAUCAUCCAGAUCGACAACUUUAUUUUUUUUUUUUUUUUGCUCAAUUGAUACAAACAACUUGAGGAAUUUUAUUAUAUAAUCAUAGAUAAUUAUAAUUAUUAUGAUUGCGUUGUAAUUUAUCGCUCUAACUUCAGUUCAUAUUUGAUAAAAAUCAUGGCCAGGUGGUUAAUUGUCGGCAUCGGUGGUGCAACUUGUAGUGGCAAGACCACCUUAUCAAAAAAACUCCACGAAUUUUUUAAAAACAGUCGAUUAAUUAAUCAAGACUCUUAUUUUCUUUCUGAAGAUGAUCCGAGACACGUUCAUAUUCCUGAAUUGAAUCAUCACAACUGGGAUAUUCUUACCAGCUUGGAUACGAGUCGUAUGUACGCAGAUGUGUUAAAAAUCCUAUCGGGAUCCAACAGAUCAUCAAGUGGAGCCAAUAUUAAUAGCUUAAAUAUUAAUAAAAAAAUUGAAGAGACACGUGUGUUAAUACUUGACGGGUUUUUGAUAUUUAACGAUAAGCCUAUUGCCGAGUUAUGUAAUCUCAAGUAUUUUUUAACACUAACUAAACAGCAGUGUUGGGAAAGGAGGCAGCAAAGAGUCUACGAUCCACCAGACGUCCCUGGAUACUUUGAUAAAGUUAUUUGGCCCGAGUAUGAAAAACAUCUUGAAGAGAUUAAGCGUGAGGAUAAGAUUAAUUUCAUUGACGGUACCAUGAAACAAGAGGAAAUUUUUCAGCGAGUUUUAGCAGAUAUUUCUAAAGCAAUGUGAUGAAAAUUUUUUAUUUCCAGAUGUGGAUGAAAUUUAUGACACUGAAGUUAGCAGACGUCUAAAAAUUUUUGUU